Molecule: messenger RNA, 3404 nt
Organism: Pantherophis guttatus
Lineage: Eukaryota; Metazoa; Chordata; Lepidosauria; Squamata; Colubridae
Source: RefSeq, a predicted model, not a curated record
AGUCUGAUGAGGAAAUGGCCGUCCACAAGGUGUCCCGCCCCCCCCAGGCGGGAAAACCCACAGCAUGGCGACCGGGGAGAGCGAUGCGGCAGCUGCAGAGGCGACCACCCCAGGGCAAACUGCAGAUGGAGGGACGCGACCUGCCGCCGAUGCCUGAAGAGGGGCCACAUCGCAGAGGCCUGCAGAGCCACAGAUCCAGCCCCGGAACCACCCAGACCACGAUUCCGGGAAAAUCGCAAAGAUAACCAGAGGACAUCCAAACGGUCCUCAAACCAGUCCCGGCGCGGGGAGGAGGAAUAUCCCCGCAACAGAACGGUGCACCAGACCACCACCAUUGCUCACACAAGCGACGAGGGAACCACGAAGUUCCACGUGACGCUGCUAGCAGAGGGGUCACCAUGCAAGAUGGAGGUAGACUCUGGAUCCGCCUACUCCAUCAUGGACUGGCAGCACCUACAGCAGCUGAACCCGGCAUACAAAAGGACCCAGCUGAAAAACCCGAAGGCGAGACUCGUGGACUUCAACGGGAAUCCCAUUGAAAUCCUAGGCAGAGCCACAAUCCGGGUGAAGUACAACGACUUCAACGGAAAGCUACCCAUCACCAUUGUACAGCACAGCCGACCAAACCUGUUGGGUGUGGAGUGGUUCAAGCCGCUGGGACUUUCACUUCAGGGCAUCCACGAGAUCCGCAGGGACGAACUCGACUCCAUCAUCGAAGAGUUCAAAGAAGUCUUCGAUGGUAAGCUGGGGAAAUUUGUGGGGAGGCCAAUCUCCUUUAAUCUGGACAAGGGAAUCACCCCAAUCAGGCUCAAGCCCCGCCGAGUUCCAUUUGCCCUGCGGCCCAAAGUAGACGAGCAGCUGGAUAAACUGAUCGCCCAGGGCGUCCUGGAACCGAUCGAUCAUGCCUCAUGGGAGACCCCCAUUGUGACCCCACUGAAGCAUGAUGGGUCUGUGCGCAUCUGUGCUGACUACCGUUGUACCAUCAACAAGGCGUUGGCACAGAGCGCAUACCCAGUCCCAGUGGUGCAACAUCUGCUGCAUUCCCUGGGAUCUGGAGCAAUUUUCGCGAAACUGGACCUGGCCCAGGCUUACCAGCAACUGCCAGUGGAUGACAAAACGGCGGAGGCUCAAACAAUUGUCACACACAGGGGGGCAUUUAAAUGCAACCGCCUCCAAUUUGGAGUCAGCGCUGCCCCUGGCAUCUUCCAAUCCAUGAUGGAACGCCUUCUCCAAGGCGUUCCAGGGGUGGUGCCUUACUUCGAUGAUGUGCUCAUCUCCGGUGACUCAAGAACCCAACUCCUUGAAAGGCUCAGGCUUGUCCUGCAGCGGUUCAAGGCCAAGGGUUUGAGGGUCAGGCGGGACAAGUGCAUCAUAGGGGUACAGGAAGUCGAGUUCCUGGGCUUCCUCAUUGAUAGCACAGGCAUCCACCCCACCAAAUCAAAAGUGGAAGCAAUCCAUGAAGCUCCAAGCCCAAAAAACAAAACGGAGCUUCAGGCUUUCCUUGGGUUGCUCAACUUUUACGCCAUUUUCUUAAAACAGAAAGCCACAGUUGCUGAGCCACUCCACCGCCUGCUGGGAAAAUCGGCUUCCUGGAAGUGGGGCCAGGAAGAGGAAGCGGCAUUCCGGGCCAUCAAAGGACUAUUGACGUCCAAAAGCGUCCUCAUUCAGUACAGCGAGACGCUCCCCAUCAGACUGACCUGCGACGCGUCGCCUUACGGGGUGGGGGCAGUCCUCAGCCACGAACUGCCCAAUGGCUCGGAAGCCCCAAUCGCGUACUUCUCAAAGACUAUGUCCGGCGCAGAACGGAACUAUAGUCAGCUGGACAAAGAAGCCCUGGCCAUCGUGGCUGGAGUGAAGCGCUUCCACGAAUACCUCUACGGAAGAAGCUUCACCAUAGUCACAGACCACAAGCCUCUCCUGGGACUCCUCGCAGGCGACCAACCAACCCCGACCUUCAUGUCCCCAAGAAUGACGAGAUGGGCAAUCUUCCUAGCUGGCUACUCCUAUAGGCUCGUGCACCAGCCAGGCACAGCCAUAGGAAACGCUGACGCCCUCAGCAGAUGCCCGUCGAAGAAGCCGGUCGAAGACCCAGCCCCCACGCUCCACCUACUGCACAUUGAUGACGACGCCAGCUGCCCGGUGUCAUCCGCAGAUGUGGCCGUCCACAUCCACAAGGACCCCACACUCCGCAAAGUGAAAUCCUGGAUCCUCAGAGGGUGGCCAUCGGGAAAGCCAGAGGAAAGGUUCAGCCCGUUCGCCAGGAAACAGGAGGAGCUGUCCACCAUGAAGGGCUGUCUGCUAUGGGGAGACAGGGUGCUGAUUCCAAGCACUCUGCAACGGCGAACGUUGGAGACCUUGCACAAGGGGCACCCGGGCAUCGUCCGCAUGAAGGCACUGGCACGGAGUUAUGUCUGGUGGCCCUCCAUGGACAAAGACAUUGAACAAUGGGUCUCCAGAUGUGACCCAUGCCAAGAAGUUCACCCAGCGCCGCCGCAAUCCGAGGUCGCGAAGUGGGAGACCCCCAGCAACCCCUGGUCGAGGGUCCACAUUGACUUCGCGGGUCCGAUGCAGGGGCGACACCUCCUCAUCGUGGUAGAUGCCUUCUCCAAAUGGCUCGAGGUGGUGCCCAUGGCAUCUACCACAACGGACGCGACGAUCCGAGCCCUGCGCCGUCUCUUCGCCACUCAUGGUCUACCGGAUGUGCUGGUCUCAGACAACGGCCCCCAGCUCACAUCCUUGGCCAUGGAGUCCUUCCUGGCGGGACUGGGCAUCCGCCACGCCCUGUCCGCCCCUUACAGGCCGGCCGGAAACGGACAAGCGGAACGCAUGGUCCGACUGACCAAAGAGGCCCUCACCAAGAUGGGCCCGGGGGACUGGCAAGAGCGCAUAGACAAUUUCCUCCUCACCCAGCACAUCACGCCACACGCCACCACCCACAAGAGCCCGGCCGAACUGUUGAUGGGCAGAAGGUUGAGGUCACCCUUGGACCGGCUGCACCCCCAAUACAGCCCGGAAGUGACCGCAACCGCCAGCCGCCCGCUUCGCGCCUUCAGCAACGGAGAUUCAAUUUUCGCGCUGAAUUUCAGCGGCUCUCCUAAGUGGCUGAAGGGGAAGAUUGCCAGCACAACCGGCCCCAAAUCCUACAUCGUCGAGUUGGAAGAUGGACAGUUCGCGAGACGUCACAUCGACCAACUCCGAAAAAGGUGGGGGGGGAGCGCAUGAAAACCAGCCUGACGAGGGAGGCCUACAACACCCCGAUGAGGUAGACCUCCAACACCCCAGCGAGGUAGGCCUACCACACCCAGACCCGGUAGGCCUACAACAACCCGGCGAGGUAGGCCUACGACACCCCGACGAGGUAGGCCUACCACACCCCUGCGAGGCAGAGCAGCACCACCCCGGCA